Aplosporella prunicola CBS 121167 is the source of this 2271-nucleotide messenger RNA. RefSeq lists its product as uncharacterized. The transcript is spliced from 4 exons. The record is from RefSeq and is a predicted model, not a curated record. Gene Ontology annotation, molecular function: ATP binding; glycerone kinase activity. NCBI's taxonomy places the organism in Eukaryota, Fungi, Ascomycota, Dothideomycetes, Botryosphaeriales, Aplosporellaceae. Gene Ontology annotation, biological process: glycerol catabolic process. Gene Ontology annotation, cellular component: cytosol. Bases 259 to 2085 code for a protein of 608 amino acids.
CGGGACGCCUGCGCCCAGGCAGCCACCUCUCUCCGCAAUGCGGGGUCGUAAUCGAGGCAUGAGGGCCACCAACCAUGACGUCUGGAGUUGCGAGGUACGGCACGCGCUCUCUCCUGGAAGAGAGGAACAUUUCCUUGGACAAUCCCUUAAAUACCUACACGGCAGCUUUGGGCCAGUCUUCAGCUCUCUCAUUUCCCUCUUGCUUCUUAGUUUCUGAGAGCUAUAUACUUGCCUCCUUUCUUUGCACAACUGGACACCAUGUCAGCAAAGCACUUCUUCUCCUCCGCCGACGGCGUCGUCCAUCGCGCGCUCAAUUCUAUCGCCGCUCGGAACCCGCACCUAUCCUAUGACUCGGAAAACCGCGUCAUGUUUUCCAAGGCGCAUCCCUCCUCCAAGGUCGCCAUCAUCUCUGGCGGAGGAGGGGGGCACGAGCCUGCAUGGUCUGGCUACGUGGGCGAGGGCAUGCUAUCUGCAUCCAUCAGUGGCGACGUGUUUGCCAGCCCUUCGACGAAACAGAUCAUGGCCGGUGUACGGAGCGUGCCUUCGGAUGCGGGCAUCAUCCUGUGUAUCACCAACUAUACCGGGGAUAGGCUGCAUUUCGGCCUGGCAUGCGAGAAGGCGAGGGCGGAAGGACACAAGGCGGCGCAGUUGCCCAUGACGGAUGAUGCGGCGCUAGGGAGGAAGCAAUCCGCGCUGCUCGGAAGAAGGGGACUCGCGGGCAAUCUUUUAGUGCUUAAGCUUCUCGGAGCUGCGUCCAAUCAGUCCUGGUCUUUUGAGGAUUGCUUGGAGCUUGGGACGCAGAUGAAUGCCGAGCUCGUAACUAUAGGCACGAGUCUGGACCAUUGCCACGUACCUGGGCGGACACAGCAUGAAGCAAUUGCUGAGGAUUCAUGUGUCGUAGGAAUGGGCAUUCAUAACGAGCCGGGUCUCCGCACGAUAUCUCCAAUGCCUUCGCCAGAGGAUCUGAUCAAAGAAAUGCUGCUCUAUCUCCUAGAUCCCUCCGAUGCCAAUCGAGCAUUCACUACGUUCGCUUCAAAAGACGAAGUGGCUCUCUUGGUCAACAACUUUGGCGGUCUUUCCACUCUCGAGCUGGAGGCAAUGACCCACAUUGCUCUCGAGCAACUCGAACGGGACUGGAAGCUCAAGCCCUGCCGCAUCUACUCCGGCAUAUUCGAGACCUCGCUCAACGGUCCCGGCUUCUCCCUAACCCUAGGCAACCUGUCCAACGUAGCCAGACGCACCAACCGGCCAGUCCAACAAAUCAUCGACCUACUUGACGAGCCCACCACCGCGCCCGCCUGGCCCAGGAACGGGUACAUGGCCGCCAAAGCCGCGCACGAGGCAGCAGUGCCACCGCGACGGGACUCGAAAGCGCAAACCGAGUCCGACAAGCCCGCGUUCAGCACCACAGCAGCAACAGCACGAGGUCCUGCAACGCCAGCAAGCCUCAUACCCGCGCUGCGGGCCGCGUGCAAUGCCGCUAUCGCCGCAGAGCCCCAGAUCACAAACUACGACAUGCAGCUCGGCGACGGGGACUGCGGCGUAGCCGUGGCAGGCGUGUGCACAGCCGUGCUCAAGAAACUCGACGCAAUUUCCGGCCAGCCGGGCGCGCCGCCGUUCUUCAUGCUGCUGAGCGAGCUCAACGCCGCACUCGAAGACAUGGGCGGCUCGCUCGGCGCAAUCCUCAGCAUCCUGUGCACGGCACUAGCAGGCAGCCUGCAGCGGGCCGCGGCGGCAGCAGCAGCAGACUUGGAGCUCAGCCCCGCGACCGUGGGCGCGGCGGCGCGCGAGGCGCUGCAGACGCUGCAGCAGUACACGGGGGCGCGCGAGGGCGACCGCACGGCCAUGGACGCGCUGAUCCCGUUCUGCGAGACGCUGGGCCGCAGCACGGCGGAUGUGGGGGUGGCGGUGGCGGUGCGGGCGGCGGAGGAGGGCGCGGCGCGCACGCGCUCGCUGCGGCCGCGGUUUGGGCGCGCGGUUUAUGUUGGCGGGGAUAGGGCGGGGGAUGGGCUGCCGCGUGACGCGGGGGCGCAUGCGGUUGCGGUGUUUUUGAGGGGGUUGGUCGAGGGUGGGGCGUGGGUGUAGGGUUGGAUUGGGAUGUUUUGGCCGGUUGGAUGCUAGGUAGGUAGGUGUCUGGGUAACUGCCUGCCUCGUCUCGCGCCUCCCGACAGCAGCUAACUAACUAGGUAACUCGGUAGGUAGCUACAUACCGCCUUGCCGUGUCCGGUAGGUGGGGCGCCAGUUCCUACAUACAACCCCUCAUCAAGCCGG